UGCUGCUGGAGGAGGUGGUGCUGGCCGAGGCCGGUCACGUCUCCGCCCGGCUGCUGACUGGACUGGGCGUGCUGCAGCAAGUGGCCAGGCAGCUGUGUGGUGACACGCUCCGCACAGUCGUCGACGAGGGCAUACGGGAGGUGUGCCAGACGGAGCUGACUGAGGCCCGGCGCCAGCACGAGAUGGCGCUGCAGCGUCAGUGGGCCAGGGACCGGCGGGACCAGGAGAUGAAGGAGCGCCUGGGUGCGGUGCUGACCGAGACACUGAUAGCCGAGGUCUGUCUCGACGAGACGAACGAUUUGGCAGAGGAGGAAAUCAUGCUUGUGGAGAAGGAAAGGAGCAGGCACGCAAAGAACAGGGCGGCGGACACGAUCUGCGCCACCCUAUGGACGGAGGAGGCUGAGCGGCUGGCCUGGGAGACGGCCAUCGAGGUUCACACCGACCACCGGCGCCAGAGGGCAGCUCGCCUGCAGGCCGCCACAGAGAUCGGUCGCCGCCUGACACUGCGCCGCCUGCUGCCCGACUGGCUUCAGUGGAAGCUGAGCGACGGCGAGGCGCGCUCCGACGGGGUGCUGCAGCUCUCCUCUGGCGCCGUCUCUCCGCAGCGGCACCUGUCGCUGGUGGUCCGCGCCUCGCGCGGCCUGGCCGGUGUCGGCUGCGCACUCUGCUGA
Messenger RNA from Pollicipes pollicipes, 671 nucleotides. RefSeq lists its product as uncharacterized. The transcript has 8 exons. The record is from RefSeq and is a predicted model, not a curated record. The coding region runs from base 183 to 671 and encodes 162 amino acids. Lineage: Eukaryota; Metazoa; Arthropoda; Thecostraca; Pollicipedomorpha; Pollicipedidae.